Molecule: messenger RNA, 696 nt
Organism: Meloidogyne enterolobii
Lineage: Eukaryota; Metazoa; Nematoda; Chromadorea; Rhabditida; Meloidogynidae
Source: the annotation of a GenBank genome assembly
AUGGUUGGGGGUUUUUCCGUCGUGGGUCGGGUUGGAAGCAACGCCUUCGAAGUCCGUUCAGUAGAUGGUCGUUCUUCAGGCAUUAUUCACUGUGAAGAUCGCAAAGCUCUUGAACAAUGGGUUCAACAUAUCGACUCUCAUAUAAAUGCUUUAAAUCGGAAAACUAUUAGAAUGAGUAAUAAAUAUCUACAUGCAUCUGAUAGGAUCGCCUUUAUCGGCUGGCUUGAAGAGCGUAGACGUCCAACAGAUACAUUCUCCCCAAACAACGCAAAUAAUAAUUAUUACAAUAAUUUUCCUGUAUCUACAGACCCCAGACAACAAUGGGCACAACGAUUUUUGAUUUUUAAGGGGGCUGAUGUUUGCCUAUUUGAAACACCUCCUCUAAAUGCAGACGAAUUAGACAAGUGUGUUUGCAUGCACAAAAUAUACGAGACAGCACUCAGAACAGCUAUAAAACGCAUAGAUCGUCGGGAACAUGUAUUCGCCUUGAGUACAGUACAUGGUCAAGAGCAUUAUUGUUCAUUCCAAUCAAGAGAGCAACUACAUCGUUUUGAAAUAGCUUUUUAUGGGUGUUUGUACAAAUCAGUGAAUACUAUGCAGGUGAAUAGAUCUCUUAUCCCAAUCCAUAUCAGUUUCUUACUUAUGCCCACUUAUAUAUGUAAACCAUUUAAUAUCCUUGGACAUCCCUUAUCCUAG